Messenger RNA from Cryptococcus deneoformans JEC21, 3529 nucleotides. RefSeq lists its product as hypothetical. Bases 93 to 3386 code for a protein of 1097 amino acids. The transcript is spliced from 9 exons. The record is from RefSeq and is a predicted model, not a curated record. Lineage: Eukaryota; Fungi; Basidiomycota; Tremellomycetes; Tremellales; Cryptococcaceae. Gene Ontology annotation, biological process: mitotic sister chromatid biorientation; protein localization to kinetochore; mitotic spindle assembly checkpoint signaling.
GCAUCUCACUGUAACAUUUCAAUUCUUCAUCAUACCUUUCUUUGUUUGAACAACUCAUACACAACAAGCCAUUUAAAGUAGAGACUACAAGGAUGUCUUUAGCAGCUCGCUCACCCCGAUCUCGUAAAUCCCUCUCGGCGUUCGAUACAAACAUCAGCGCCAACUUCACACUUCCGGUUACAAACAAGGGAAAGAAGAGGGUUGUCGCAAGCAUGGAUGGGGGAGCCCUCAGAGACAUGGAUGCUGCAUCUAUCAGGGCGGAUAGUUUCAAUAUGAAAAGCAAUCCAAGGCGUGACGUACAACCCAGAAAAUCUAUCCUUAAAUCUUUUUCGGCUCCAUAUAUUACCCAUCAAGCGGAGGAUGAGACAGCGGAUUACAGCGCUUCCCAUCAAUAUGCUCAUACAGUAGCUUUCGGGCCCCUGAGCAGCAAUGUUCGCUCCGACCCGACCUCUAGGAAUUCGAGACAAAGUCUGGGAGGAAGGCGGGUCAGUUUCGCUCCCAAUGCACAUGUUCGUAUGUUCGAACGCCAAGUUACUAAAAAUCCCCGGGCCUCGUUCGGUUUCUCCUUUACAGAAACUUCAACCCCUUCUCUGAAGUCGAAUCACUCCCGUCGCUCAUCAAUCCUUAAUAUCGGCUCAGUAUCAAAACCCAACAUAUUUGCUCCGAGCAUCUUCCAAGGAGAAGGGGAAGCUCAGGGCGAAGAGUCGAUGGAGAUUGAAGAUGAUAAGGAGUUGAGUGGGUUCGACACGAGCGAGCGAGACGAAGCACAGCAAGAGCAUGGCCACGAUGGAGGUGCAGAAGGCGAGGAGUCCAUGGAAAUGGAGGAGGAGGACAUGGACAUUACGCAACAUAUCUAUGGUGGAAUCGUCCGACGGUCAUCAAUUGCUCCUACCGUCGCCGCACCUUCUGAGCUAGAUGCCGGCGCCGACACCGAAGAGGAGUCCGACAACGGCCAAGAACAUUCCCAUCUCGAGGACGAGGAAAAGACCAUGGACUUUACCAUUGCCGUAGGGGGUCUCCUACCUCAUGAAGCUCCAGCUACAGCAACUCGAAACCGAAACUCUAUCGGUUAUUCGUUCCCCAACCCUGAUGGUCCAGCUCUCCCAAAUCUAAUGCCUGGUCAAGCUGAAGACCAUGAGGUUGAAUAUCCCAUGGAUGAGACGGAGGCAUAUGGAGCCAUUAUUGGGCAGGACAUCUCGUUCAGUUCUGGAAGCGAGGAUACCAUGGGCUCGAGGAACGGUGACAAGACUAUGACUUUCACAUACAAUCAUCACAUUGCCCUUCCUACGCAGAUCGAUGGAGACGACAGUAUGGAUAUGAUUACCUCAGCAGGCGGAAUAAUCAGUUUACCUCCUGUCUCACCAAGACUUAGUGUCCCCAAUAACACGCGGCCUAUCAAUGGCACUCCUUCUUUUGCCCGCCCAACCGUUUCUUCCGCACAGAAGACUACAGCGACCAAGCGUAACGUCUUCGCUCCUUCACCAAGUCCACUUAAGUCAACCACCCCUAGGAAAAGCGGUAUUCAGACUGCUGCUGAGGUGGCAAAGCGGUUGAGCUUUGGCUCUGUCACCUCAAGUGGAGGUAAGAAGCGUGUUAGGGAGGAUAGUCAAGAGGCAGAGGGAAGUAUGAAGAAGAGUAGAAUCGAAGCAGCGGCGGAAGAAGUGUUCGGUACUCCUCACCAUGUCUCACCUUUUAAUAAACCAGAGGAAGCAGAACCUUCUACGCUUAUCGUUCAGAGCACCACACCUCCGUCUGAUCCUCCUCAGGGAACUGUUAUGUCCACUCGUCGCUCGUCCCUGGGCACAGCGAUGCGUCUUUCUUUACCGCCCCAGCGAUCUCUGGCCCCUCCACAGCAGGAAGCUGAAGAACAAAACAAAAAGAAUGUUACUGAACCCCAGCAACGCAUGCAUGAGCAACCUCAGGACAUAUCUCUGGCGGCGUUCUUGGAGAUUGCUGGUGUGCAGUUUAUGGAAGGGCUGCCUGGGUUGAACAGGAAGAGAAGUAGUGUGGCUAAGGAGAUCUUGGGGCAGUCCUAUGCGAAUGAGAGGGACUUCGCUCUUCACGAGUACACGGAAGCGCAGGUCAACAGCAUUUUCCUCAACAUGUAUACUUGGGCCUCAAAUAAACUUUUUCAAGAUAUCCAGACUGGUGAUGAAGAGCUCACUGCCGUCGCUGCACGAUGCGAUAUUGACAGUCCCCCUGUAAUUCAAGAAUAUCUUGCCGCGUCGGACGAAGAUAAGCAGCUGUUCGAAAUGACCUUCAAAUCAUUCAAAACGAAUACUCACUUAAAGGCGAAGGAGAUGUGGUACGACUGGAUGUGGCAAUUGCUCGAGACUAUCAAACCAGAUGUCGAAACAGUGUUAAUGGGCAUGAAAGAGGACAAGAAACGUUUAACGGCGUUUGAAGAGCAAGCUGUCGUUCUUCUCCCUCAACUCCGAGCAAGGAAGAUCGAAGUAGAAUCUAAGCUUGUCGAAGAGCGAAAAGCUGUAGUUGAAAUUGAAUCAUGUGACCAAGCAGAGCUGGCUGCAUAUAAAGAAGCUAUAGCCGAGCAAAGCGCGCAAAUUACGAACUUCAGCACCGAAGUUGCAGACCUCAAGGAUGAACUUGCUACUCUUACAGGCAAGUUAGAGGAGUUGAAUGCAAAGAAGCACGAGUAUGAAACGGCGAUCGCGCAUGCCAAGGGCCAAUGCGACCAAUUCACAAGAUCGGACGCCAUACGUCUGCAGGAGGAGAGCAUUUCUUUACAACAUCUUCAUAUGUGGCAUCCAACUAAGAUACUUCCCGAACGUAUGGAACUCACCUAUGAUGCGGAAAUCCUUCUUUCCAUCAACUGCUCCAACUAUAUCCCUGACAUCUCUUCUGCAACUUUGGAGUACCUAUCAGAACGAAUGCAAUCGUCCAAGCGAAAGUGUUCGGGCAUUAGAGGCGAGUCACCAUCUAGAUGUUUGUUCGAGGUUUUCAAAGGUGCUGUGGGGGACAUGAUUAAGCAUAAGACUUGGGAUCUUCCUUCUUUCGUUCAACAAACCGGCCUCCUCUGGUCCAACGCGCAACGCAUCCGCGCUGAACUUCGUUACAUUGAGUUUCACCACCCACUCUUCAUUACAUAUAAUUCCUCCACUUUUCUCAUGUCUGUCAGUGCCAGCAUCAUGAUCCCACAGGCGAAAAGCAAGGUCCUCGUGUGGUUUGACGUUGAUAAGAGUGUUGUGCAUGGCUUCCCCGGAAGCCUGGGUGGCGUCGUGGUCUCAGUAAAGAGUGUUUACGGGCAAGCCGAUGUAAACCUGCUCGAGCAGACCGCGCGACAAACCAUUGAAAUGUCUAGGCCGGAAGCAUGCCUGGGCACGUUCCUGCAAGUCUGCGUAGAAGUCGGUGCAAGAUACUCCAGUUGAAGGGGGUUAUGUCGAGGCUGGAAGGAUACGAGAACAGGUUGUAUGGUUACAAGGGAGUCUGGGUCUUUUGGGAUGGAUAAAUACAGUUUUAUUUAAAUUUUGAGCAAUUUUGCUUGGAUGAAUACUUAGUUUGUCAAUCAUGC